AUGACGGAAAAUCCAAUUCUACACGUUUUGGUUGUGGGAUUCCAUCAUAAAAAAGGAUGUCAGGUGGAAUAUGCAUAUCCACCAUUUACUGAAGAUACAACUGGUGAUUCUACUGAAUGCCCAUCUGUUUGGAAGCAUUUGCCAUACUUAGCACUACCUGAUGGAUCGCAUAAUUUUGAUGAAGAUACUGCAUACUUUCAUUUACCUAGUUUACAAGAUUCUAAUGAAACAAUAUAUGGAAUUUCAUGUUACAGACAAAUACCAUUAGAAAAAAUUAUUAAUCGAACUCCUGAUAUGACAAGAAGUACAAUCCAAAAGUCAGUAUGUGUUCUUAGUACAUUACCGUUGUACGGACAUAUUCAAGUUAAAAUGUCCCUCAUUACACAUGCAUAUUUUGAAGAAGGUGAUUUCAGUAAAAUAUCACUUUUACAUGAUACUUAUCAUCACCUCAAUGCCUGUUUAUCUACUAUUGAUAAUAUUAGCACUAGUCCUCAUCUUUUUGUUGGCCUAUCUGCAGUUGAACUUGUAACAAGAUUUAGACAUAAAGUCUUAUUGUUAUUUAAACUGAUUUUGUUAGAAAGAAAAGUACUAUUUUUCUACUCCCCUGUUCGUCCACUAUGUUCUACAAUAUUGACUUUAUUAUCUCUUCACCCAGGUCUCAUUGAAAAUGGGCUAAAUAAGUCAGCAAAUAUUAAUCUUACUCAAACUACUACUACUACAGAACAAAACAAAGUUGUUCUUUCAAAUGUAAUCCCUGAAUUGGAUAAUAAUGAUCUUGGUACAGUAUGUCAAAAAUCAAUUGAAACUGUUGAUGAAGAAAUAGUUCAAAAUAAUACCUUUACUUCAAACAUUCCUAGAGAUCCUAGUAUUGAUUCCUUAGAUGAGGCUGCUAUGCAAUACAACAUGAUUAGUAUUGCCCAAAUCAAUUCUGAAGAAUGUGGAGUUCCUAUGUCUAUUUUUGAUAAUGGUAAUUUAUGCCAGCCAUAUUCUUGUCUGUCCUAUAUGGACAUUUUAACAGACCCCAAUGUUAGAGGAUAUGUAAUUGGAGCUUCAAAUAUAUUGUUCAAACAAAAAAAAAAUUUAGCUGAUGUCAUCAUUGAGAUUGAUGAAGGCAAAGUGGAAAUAGAAAAUAUUGAACUUAAGCGGCAUUUACAUUUAUCUACAGAAGACCUUCGUUUUGCAGAUUAUCUAGUUAGACAUGUUGUUCAACCAGAAAAAGAAGAUGUAUUUCUAGAUGGAGUUGGGUGGGAAGGUGGAGAUGAAUGGAUACGAGCUCAAUUUAAAGCAUAUUUAUUAUCAUUACUAAGAACUUCAUUAUUAAGUGAAGGUGCUCCUGAAUUGAAUCACUUUAAUCCAGUUUUUAUAUCUGCUUGGCAACAAACCAAAAACUACCAAAUUUGGUUAAACCAAGAGCACCAAGCAAUUAUGGCUCUUGAACCUUGUCAUCCAUUUGCUGGUCAAUUGUCAGUAGCUGAUAUGAAACUGAGAAUAUCACAUACUAUGGAGAGCAGUAGAAGUGGUCGAAAGUUAAACCAAGCUGUCCAAAAUACUAGUAGAGCAGUUGCAUCAACUGGCAAAGUUGUUGGAGGUGCUAUUUCUCAAGCUAGAGGUGCAGUAACCAGUUGGUGGAGUAAUUUAACUACAGCUCAAGAUUUAGAAGAUGAAAAAAAUGCGCCUGUUGUUCAAGAUAUUUAAUUGACACCAAAUUACUCUUACACUACCAUUUCUCUUGGAUUUAUUCAGUUAUACCAUUUUAUAUUUUAUAUUUAUAUUUUUAUUUUUUUCUAUUUAUUGUAUGAUUGAAUCUUUAUUUAGAUUAAGUAAAUUAUUUAAAACCUAUUUAUAUGUGUUAAUUAUGAACCUAGAGUAUAUGAGUUUGAGUAUAAUAUUCUAUGGAAUAUAAACAGUAAAAUGAAUAAGUAAAUUAUUAAAAAUAACAUAUUUGCACAUUUCUUUAAUCUUAAUUUUCAUUAAUAUUUGUGUUUAUUUAAAAUUCCCAUUACUCUUAAAAUGUUAUCUCAACUUUAUAUGACAUCACUCUAGGUUCAUUUUUGAAAAAAAAAACAUGUAUAUGACACUAUGUCGCAUAAAUGUUCCAGGUAUAACUGGACCAAUCAUAUUGACAGUUUUGUUUAUUUUAUAAUAGUUGUAAUUUAAAAUUAUUGUUAUUUUGAAACUUACUGUUUAAUAUUUAUAGCCAAUAUCUAUUUAUAUCCAAAAUACUAUACCUACAACAUUUUUGGUAUGCAUAAUUUAAUAUAAAUUAUAUCUUUCAAU
Sipha flava (yellow sugarcane aphid) is the source of this 2277-nucleotide messenger RNA. RefSeq names its product late secretory pathway protein AVL9 homolog. Gene Ontology annotation, cellular component: cytoplasm. The coding region runs from base 1 to 1695 and encodes 564 amino acids. The record is from RefSeq and is a predicted model, not a curated record. The transcript is spliced from 10 exons. Lineage: Eukaryota; Metazoa; Arthropoda; Insecta; Hemiptera; Aphididae.